Aspergillus glaucus CBS 516.65 is the source of this 626-nucleotide messenger RNA. RefSeq lists its product as uncharacterized. The record is from RefSeq and is a predicted model, not a curated record. The coding region runs from base 115 to 435 and encodes 106 amino acids. The transcript has a single exon. NCBI's taxonomy places the organism in Eukaryota, Fungi, Ascomycota, Eurotiomycetes, Eurotiales, Aspergillaceae.
GUGGGAGGUGAAGAAAUCACUCGGGCAGCAGUGACGGCGGCUCCAAAAGGACCGCGGAACCACUUUGCCAACAGGAAUGAACUAAGAACUGGUGUUCAGAAGAUACGCCAGUAUAUGGAAAACUAUCAAACAAAUCCCCACUGGUACAACGAGCUAUUCAACUUUUUCCAGGGGGUGGAGGACUUUGCAAAAGGCGCCUGGAGUGGGUGUGAAAACUCUGAUCCCGCUUUGGCGGACAUUCACAAAACACUGGAGAGAAUCCAGAACGACACUAAACACAUAUGGGAGAAGCAGAGCACCACAGAGCCCCCUGAUUUAGCAGCCUGUUGGAGAGCUUUCCGGGCGCGAAACAGGCAGUGUGGAGUACAAAACGCCUCUGCCCCAACAUCUCAAAAACGGGCACCACCACCCCGGGAACACCGCACACGGAGUUAGGAGUUGACUAUGAAAUAACAGUCAAGAUACGCAAUGAAGCAAUGCGGGCUGACCUGAAGAAGAUAUCUCCAAUCAAGAUAGUGGAACGGGCUGAGAGAGCACGGGAAAGUGCAGCCCAAAAGUCAAAUGGUUCUCCCCUUGCAGCGUCAACUUUCAUUGCCGCACGUCAGCUACCGUCUGGAGAUGUCAGU